AUGGUAAGCUGUCAAAAUUUUUUGUCAAGUCUGAGUGUAUCAACAGCUGUUUUACAUUUUUAUAUCCGUAAAUUAAUUAAAAUUGGGUAUCAAAAGGUAGUUUUGUGUUCUUUAAACAGGUCAUGGUAGUUUUUAUUAGUAAUAGUGUUGUAUAUUAUAAUGAAACAAAGGGCUCGCCCGAUGCAAGGCGGAGAUGAUUUGGUGGCCUAUACCAUGGGCAAGAAAACUGACGCACCCGACCACAGUGAGAUACAGCUACACAGAAUAAAACCUCAGGAACAUUUUAUUGAGGCCCAAGUUCAAGAAGGCGAUACUCUACAAGCGAUCGCAUUGAGAUUUUAUUGUUCUAUAUCAGAACUUAAGAGGAUCAACCACAUACAUAAAGAUAAUGAAAUAUUUGCAAGAAGGACCAUUAAGGUCCCUGUUACACCAUACUCUGUUUUGACAGAGCUCAUUCCAACACAACCGCCUGAGGCGACGCCCUCGACGUCCAACACAACGACAAACACGACGUCAAACGCAGUCAUACAGGAGUUGUUAAAUACUAGUAAUUAUAAUGGACUAUUGAACCAAAAUAAUAUAUCAAUAAACACCUCGCAGAAGGAAGAUUUGCAGUGUUCUAUAGACUGUAAUACUGUUGUGAUGAACAGUACUCUGACGCCGUCUGUAGUGCCUUACACUGACGCUGAGCAGAAUGAACAAGCUACGGAAGAUACUCAACUCUUGCCAAGUAAGGAGAAGAUAUCCGUGGAAGCUGUUGUGGUGAAGGAGCUCACCUCUCAUGGGGCUGAUUUUGGACUGAAGUGGUUCCACUUAGUGUGCUGUAUGCUCAUUCUAGGCGUUGUGAUACCUCUUGUAUAUGUAAUGUUUUAUUUAGACAAACAUGAACAUUCUGAAAUUUCUGAUCUUCCACCAUUACACUCAAAUCGAUGACUGACUUAUGAUAUUCGAUCUGAUGGCAAAGCUUUAAGUCGUGAUGGUAUUUGUUAUAAAUCAAUUUUAUAUAUCACUGUAAGGGGACACAAUGUGAUUCUUUUAAUAAAUUAUAUCACUAUAAGUACAUAUCAAA
Molecule: messenger RNA, 1069 nt
Organism: Trichoplusia ni (cabbage looper)
Lineage: Eukaryota; Metazoa; Arthropoda; Insecta; Lepidoptera; Noctuidae
Product: lysM and putative peptidoglycan-binding domain-containing protein 3
Exons: 3
Coding region: 160-933 (257 amino acids)
Source: RefSeq, a predicted model, not a curated record